AUGGACUUAAACAAUAAUCUUGAUGAGGGGAUUUCCUAUAAAGUUACGGACAGGCAGCUACCAAUCGCAAAUGUGUCGAAAAUUAUGAAAGAUGCAAUGCCAAAUGCUGCUAAAAUUUCUAAGGAGUCAAAAGAAUUAAUGGGCAAAUGCGCAUCAGAGUUUAUUGCGAUUAUAACAUGUAGAGCCAAGAACAUUUGUGAGUGUGAAGCACGGAAAACAGUAACAGGCGAUGAUCUGAUCCGUGCGAUGGAGGAUUUGGAUCUGCCGUAUUAUUCUGAAAUAACAAAAAUAUUUUUUGAACGAUACAAAGAUACAGGUAAUGACUUCAAAGCCGGCAAAUAUUUCUCAGAUACUAUAGAUUUUUCCGAGUUUCAAAAAUAA
Vittaforma corneae ATCC 50505 is the source of this 381-nucleotide messenger RNA. RefSeq lists its product as uncharacterized. The transcript has a single exon. Gene Ontology annotation, cellular component: CCAAT-binding factor complex. NCBI's taxonomy places the organism in Eukaryota, Fungi, Microsporidia, Nosematidae. The record is from RefSeq and is a predicted model, not a curated record. Gene Ontology annotation, molecular function: RNA polymerase II cis-regulatory region sequence-specific DNA binding; protein heterodimerization activity; DNA-binding transcription activator activity, RNA polymerase II-specific. The coding region runs from base 1 to 381 and encodes 126 amino acids. Gene Ontology annotation, biological process: regulation of transcription by RNA polymerase II.